Lobosporangium transversale is the source of this 1434-nucleotide messenger RNA. RefSeq lists its product as hypothetical. Bases 95 to 1291 code for a protein of 398 amino acids. The transcript is spliced from 3 exons. Lineage: Eukaryota; Fungi; Mortierellomycota; Mortierellomycetes; Mortierellales; Mortierellaceae. The record is from RefSeq and is a predicted model, not a curated record.
UUUUUUUUUUUUCUUAAAAAAAGACGUUAAGAAACAACAACCUUCUCAGCAUUAACUGUUGCAACCUGACGACUUUAUUAUUAUUCUCAACAAUAUGCCUUUUCAAGUUGGAGUGGAGAGCGCGGAUGAGUUCACCAAAUAUCUUACCAACGUCGUGGUCGUCACAAUGACUGUAGCUUGGUUAUCGCUACUGUUUGUCCGCUCCAUUGAUGCCAAAGUGUACAAAUACAGAAAGCCAUUCAGUAUCGCCAUGACGCUGCAAUUGUUCUUUGUAACACUCCGAAAUUUAUCUACCAUGAUGUUGUCUUCGGGUUUCCCAAUCCCAUGCCAAUGGGUUGCCGUCAUUGGUGGAGUGAUCUACCAGCUAUUUGCUAUCUCAGCUGAGUGCGCCAUGUUGAUCCGCUGCAGGUCCUUUACUCGAUACCCUAGAGCCGUCACUUACCUUACCAUCCCUACCUGGAUUGUUCGUUUCGGUCUCUGUCUCUGGCUUGUUACGACCAUCAAGGCAGAAGACAACCAAGCCGGUUAUAUUUGUGACACCUCAAUGGACUACAAUCUCUCAGCAAUCAUGCAGUAUAUCAAGAUCGCGACUGAAGUCAUCAUUCUAGUCUUCUUCCUCGAGCGCGUCAUCGCCUUGCAUCGCAGUUCCCGCGGCAUGGAGGCCGACAGCAACCAUAACCAAUGGCGUCGCCUUGCUCUCAUCAACGCUGGUAUCACCUUUUUGGUCAUUCUCUUUGAGAUCCUCGUUGGACAGGUCACUGUCUACUUGACUGGCUACUUGUUCUUGACUUAUAGUUUAGUCAACUUUAUCCAGGCCACUUUAGUCGUCUUCAUUGUUGAGGAUACCAAGAAUGUGUUCAAAAAGCGCGCUGUCACGAGUAACAGUGCCUCCAAGCAGAGUAACAGUCGAAGCCAUGGACAGAACUCGAGCCAACGCGGUACCGCAACUGAUUAUGAGCACUCUACAGUCAGCUAUGCAGAUGGUAUUGCUGCAGCCAAGGCUAAUCGUAUACAUGAACCUAGUAACCACCAGCCUUGGUCCUUGACUAUGCGCAUGCCUUCCGCCCUGCCCGAUCCUGUUCCUGUGCAUUACAACUCAAAUGAACGACCCAACUCCAACUUUUAUGACUUUGGCCUAUCUGACCAAAAGAUCAACCCCUACCGCCACUGGGAAGUUGACGCAGAAUCUCAGGACACGAUUGAUGCAAGCAACCGCUGGAGACAUAAUAAGGAUGAAGAUGAGAUCCCUAUGACACUCUCCAGGAUCCGUGAAGAUCCUCAAAGACGAUAGAUCAAUAGAAAGGUAGUUUAGCCUCUCAUCUACCAACUAGAUCUCCUUUUCCAUGCAUUUCCCCUCUAUCUCUAUUUAAUUAUUCUCUUCAUUCAUCAUGCUUCAUAGUCAUAUAUUUUUACAUUAGUAACAACCAAUCAUCA